CUUUGAGCCCAGCCCAAAAAGUUUUAGCUUGCUAGCACGCUCGAUAACAGCAAUCACCCAAACGAAAGUGUGUGAAGCCACGGAAUCGGCCCAGCAGCCAUGGCGUCCGUUCCUCACUCGCAUCUCCGAUCGUCCUUCAGCACGCGCCACUAUCACUCACCUCACCUUCCCACAAGCACUAAGUCCGCCUUUUUAGGGGGGGCGUUAGAACGAUCACGACAGCCAUGCGGUGUUCGUGCAAUCCCAGCCGUAGGAUCCAAUUCCCAUCAGCAGAUCGAACGGCGAAUCGGCAUUUGGGCAAUCGGCGGGCCGCCGGGAAUGGGUGCAUUCCCGCGGCCACAGCAAGGCGGGAACGUGCUCAAGCUAGUUGUGAACGGCCCGUGGCCUCGCCUCUGGGCGCUACCAUCCUCUCCACCCUCUCCUCUGCUCGCGGGCUGCAGCUGGCUGCUGUGGUGGACGGCAAUCCGAGGCCAACGGGAGAGAUGCUGGGGAGGCAGAGGGGGGGUGCAAGAGGAAAGGUGAUUGGGGGCAGAGAGAGAGAGAGAGAGAGAGAGAGAGAGAGAGAGAGAGAGAGAGAGAGAGAGAGAGAGAGAGAGAGAGAGAGAGAGACUGCCCAACGCCGCGCAGUGGCGGGAAUACCUGAGCCUUUGGAGCUGCCUGUGGUAGCUGAUGUCAUCAUGGUGCUGGCCUCCGUUGCUCAGUCUCGGUCCACAGGAGUGUAUGUUGACUUCACAGGCGAUGCCUCUGCUGCGUGUGAGAACGUGCGGCAGGCAACAGCAUUCGGCCUGAGCAGCGUGGUGGUCGGAGCGUCGAUACCAGAGGAUGACAUCAGCGGCCUGUACGAAUUCUGUGACAAGGCCUCGACUGUACGUACUGAACACGCCCUGUUAGCUUCAGUUUUCUGCCCCGCCCGUGUCUUUAGUUGGCUUGGAUUCAUCACGCAUGUUCGUUCAUUCACGUAGGAAUGUGCUUCACCACGCCCAUGACCAGGAAUGUGCUUCACCACGCCCAUGACCAGGAAUGUGCUUCACCACGCACAUGACCAGGAAUGUGCUUCACCACGCACAUUCCUUCACUGUCCACCAUGAACAUGCCCCGCUCGUUUUCCGCAUGCACCUCGUGUGCGCUUCCCCGUGCACCUCGUGAGUGCACCUUCUCUUCUCCCGCUUCCUGCUCUCAUACACCACAAACAGGCGCGUGAUGCGAGUGUGAUGUGAGUGUGAUGUGAGUGAGUACACGAAGAUUCAAAGUCCUGACCCCCCUCAGAACUAUGGCUCGCCCCAACUCCUGUUCGCCCCCCUCCCGUGUUCCUUUCCCUUACACGGCUGCAGGAUCCUU
This is a messenger RNA of Closterium sp. NIES-67, 1338 nucleotides long. NCBI's taxonomy places the organism in Eukaryota, Viridiplantae, Streptophyta, Zygnematophyceae, Desmidiales, Closteriaceae. The record is from the annotation of a GenBank genome assembly.